CCUCAACUUCCCCACGCUUAAAAGAUCAGUCGUGUUUCUCCAACUUGGACAGCUUUUACAGGUACCAGCUCCGUAUCUACAUCGAUAUCAGACAGUAUAACUCUUGUUUAAAGAAGUCGUAUAUUUACUGCUCGCUAUCUAUUGGCCUCAUCUGAAAAUUUGCCCGAACGCCACGCACUACUUCAAUCAUGGCCAAACAACAGAAAGAUAAUGAGAUCAUCGAGUUCGCCAAGGGCCUCAAGGGUACCCCUUGGUGCGAAGAGUAUGAGAAGAUGAUCUCUGGUAUGCUCUACAACCCCCUGCAUCCAAAGCUGUUGGAGGGCCGCCACAGAGCUCGCGGUCUGUCGUACAAGUACAACAACCUUGACCCCAACACUGGCAAUCAUGAAGAGAUCGGGGACAAGCGGGCUGAGAUGCUUUCGGAGAUGCUCGGAAAGGUCGGCAAAGGGACAUUCAUUGAGACACCCUUCAUGCCUGACUACGGAAGCAAUGUCUCCAUCGGCGAGAACUGCUUUAUGAACUUUGGGUAAGUCGAGAACUCCGAGGUACUUAAUUAAUGAGCGGAAC
Molecule: messenger RNA, 567 nt
Organism: Fusarium redolens
Lineage: Eukaryota; Fungi; Ascomycota; Sordariomycetes; Hypocreales; Nectriaceae
Product: maltose acetyltransferase-domain-containing protein
Exons: 2
Coding region: 189-530 (113 amino acids)
Molecular function (GO): acetyltransferase activity
Source: RefSeq, a predicted model, not a curated record